Molecule: messenger RNA, 918 nt
Organism: Asparagus officinalis (garden asparagus)
Lineage: Eukaryota; Viridiplantae; Streptophyta; Magnoliopsida; Asparagales; Asparagaceae
Product: L-type lectin-domain containing receptor kinase S.4-like
Exons: 1
Molecular function (GO): carbohydrate binding
Source: RefSeq, a predicted model, not a curated record
UUCCCCCAAAAUAAAAAAUUUCAGGAACCCCCCAACCCCCUCCCCCAUCCUCAAUUUCAGGGACCCCCCUCAAUCCUCAACUUCAAGCUCUCCAUCGACAUCGCCACCCAUCUCCAAUCAUCUGAGAUCAUCAACUCCGAUAAGAUCCAGGUCUACCUCAGCCUCGACAUCACCACCAACAAAAUCCCCUCCGCCGACCACCGCGGUGUCCCCCGCCACCUCCUCGGGUCCCACGACCCCGCCUCCUCCUUCUCCACUGACUUUUCCUUCGCCCUCAUCCCUGAGUACCCCAAGCUCGGCAGCCACGCACGACUUCGCCUUCGUCCUCUCCCCAACUACAUCACCAACUCCUCCGACUACAUAUUCGCCGUCGAGUUCGACACUGUACAGGACUUUGAGUUCUUCGACAUCAACGACAACCACGUCGGCGUCGACAUCAACAACCUCACCUCGAACAAGUCUGCCGCCACCGCCUACUUCGACGACGCAGGCUCCAAAGUCGGCCUCAACCUUAAGUCCGGCGACAAGAUCCAUGCUUGGAUCGCCUACGACGGCGCUGCCAAGCUCCUUAACGUCACCCUCUCCCCCUUCUCUAGCAAACCCAAAAACCCCCCUCUAAUUGGGCUGAUUAAUCUCUUGCUAAUUUAUUGAUUUUAGGAGUUGCAAGCUAACUAUUUGAUAGAAUGCCUCUUAGUAAUUCAAUUUGAUUUCUAGGUUUAUGAAUUUGUUCCUUUAUUUGAACUUUUUUGGCCACUAUUUUUAAGGGAAUUCAGCUCUCAAUGACCUUUUGUAACCUAUUUUCCUAUCAAAAUGCAUGAAUAAUCAAUUUAUUCACCAUAAGUAGCAGAAUUCAAACUCCAUUUCUGGAGGGAGACUGUGCUUUUGCGAGAUGACUUAGUUAUAUUCCUUGGGUAAAUG